AUGCACGCUUUUACUAUUGCCGCCAGUGUCCUGGCAUCCACUCUCUUCUCCAUUACAGCAGCUGCUCCUGCUCCGGGGCCUGCAACUCCUCGAGUUCGGGGCCAGCUCGCUGUCUACUACGGUCAAUCGGGCACGGCCUUCGAAGACCUUUGCGCCGACCCGAAUGUCGACGUCGUCCCCAUUGCUUUCCUCACCAAGUUCGCCAAGGAACAAGGCGGCUUCCCCGAGACCAACUUUGCCGCCAACUGCUGGGGAAGCGAGUACUGGAAGGACACAAAGAUCUUUGACAAAUGUCACACCUUCAUCAACACCAUCCAGAAAUGCCAAGACAAUGGCAAGAAGGUUCUGCUCUCAAUGGGAGGUGAUGAAUCGGUUUCCGAUGUGAGAUUGUCGAGUCCCGCCUACGCUCAACAGGUUGCGCAACAGCUCUGGAGCAUCUUCGGCCCCGUCCAGGCUGGUUACACCGGUCCCCGUCCCUUCGGCAGCGCCGUGGUUGAUGGUUUCGACUUCGAUGUUGAGGGCAACCAGGCUAGUGCCAACCAUGGCGUCCUGGCCACUGAACUCCGCGCACUCUUCGCUACCGAUGCUUCCAAGACUUACUAUCUCUCUGCGGCUCCCCAAUGUGGCUUCGGUGACGCUCUCAAGUCUGCUCUUGCCACAGGUGCCUUUGACUAUGUCUUUGCCCAAUUCUACAACAACGAGUGCCAAGCCCGUGGCUACUUCACCGGUGGCAGUUUCUCCCAAACCUGGUCUCAGUGGUCGAACUGGCUUCAAUCCACGUCCCCCCAGACCCAACUGUUCCUAGGUCUGCCUGCAUCGCCUAAUGCUGCUGCUGCAGCUUGGCGAAGCGGUUUCCUGAGCACUGAUGAGGUGAAGACCGUGGUCAACUCGAUCGGCAACAGCCCCAACUUUGGCGGUCUGAUGCUGUGGGACUAUGGCAAUGCUGUCGCUAACGAUGCCAACUACCUCUCCGGGUGCAGGGGUGCCAUUGGUGGCCCUAAGCCCCCGCACACCACCACCACAACAACGACAAGCUCUACUACAACCACCACCACCACCACCACCACCACUACCACCACCACUACCACCACUAGCCCCACUACCAGCAGCACCACGACCACCACUUAUAGCCACCCCAGUCAGCCGACUAGCUCGUCCAGCACAAGCACAACUACGACCACCACAUAUAGCCACCCCGGCCGGCCGACGAGCUCAUCAAGCUCAAGCUCAAGCUCAACCACGACCACCACGUAUAGCCACCCCGGCCAGCCGACGAGCUCGCCAAGCACUGCAAGCACCACAACUACCUCAAGCAGCUCUACGACCACAACAUGGGGCGGACAUCCUCAACCCACCGAGAUCUGUGGCCAGGCCGGCUACGACCUGGGCAAGCCAGCAGCCUCCUUGGUAUACACCGGCGCGAGCUCGUUCGCCUCUUGCAAAGUCUACUGCUCUGAGUUCAAGAGCUUCGCAGUCAGUGCCGACCAGUGCCUCUGCUACCCCAGGUCCGUGGAUGGUAACUUCAAUGCCGUGGAAAGCAGCCCAUUCGUCUUCUACGACGCGACUUGCAAGCUGCCAGUGAGCCCGACUUCCUCGACCACCACGACCUAUAGCCAUCCUGGCCAGCCAACUACAUCGAGCACCUCGAGCACUACCACAACCUAUAGCCACCCCGGCCAAGCGACCUCAACCACGACUAAUCCUGGUCACCCAACCUCUGCCACCAGCAGCACUACUGAGGUAACUUCAACUACAUCGGAAUAUUGGGGCGAUCAUGACACUUUCACCUCAUCAACUACGAGGGACACUCUCCCAACCACGAGCGCCUCGAGCACCACUCAGGACUACUGGGGCGACCACGGUACCUUCACCUCCUCAACAACGAAGGAUACCAGCCCGACCACGAGCUCAUCUGCAACUGAUGGCUACACCUGGUCUGACGCAACCUGGACCCCUACUGCCACCUCCACCAAGCCUGUAAAGCCCACAGGAAGCUCAAGCAUCCCCGUUGCUGACGACACGACCUCCUCGUACGUCUGGUCUGACUUCGAUGAGCCAUCCAGCACUCCAGUCUCGCCUGCUUCAACCACCUCCGCAGCGUGGUCGGAUGUUACCGUCAUUCCCACAGGCACCGCAUCUGUUCCCGCAGGCCAAUCCACUCGCACUGUCGUCCAGACCGUCGAUGUCACCGUCACCGAAUGCGACUGCACCUACGAGCCAACCAGCAGCCCCGUCGCCCCCACCUCCGUUGCCCAAUCCUGGAGCGAUUACACCGCACCUGCCGUCCCGACCGUCGCCACCACUAUUGCCGUGGUCCCCAUCCCCUCCGGCACCGCGAAGCCCAGCUCUCCCGUUUCUCCUGUCAGCAGCGACAACGGAGCUAGCCCUGUGUCCCCCUUCACCGGCGCCGCCGCAGAGCAGCAACUGACCAGCACUGUCUUCUCCGUCGCCGUGUGCGUUGCGGUCGCCGUCGCAGGCCUCUUCCUAUAA
This is a messenger RNA of Cyphellophora europaea CBS 101466, 2490 nucleotides long. RefSeq lists its product as uncharacterized. Bases 1 to 2490 code for a protein of 829 amino acids. Gene Ontology annotation, cellular component: extracellular region. Gene Ontology annotation, molecular function: chitinase activity. Gene Ontology annotation, biological process: carbohydrate metabolic process. The record is from RefSeq and is a predicted model, not a curated record. The transcript has 3 exons. Lineage: Eukaryota; Fungi; Ascomycota; Eurotiomycetes; Chaetothyriales; Cyphellophoraceae.